CGACUCUCUCUCUCUCUCCCUUUCUCUCUCUCUCUUUCUCGCUCCCUCUCUCAGCACACGCACACGGGGCGUGUGACCAUUCGGAGUCUCUCUCACACACUCACUCCUUCCCUUCAGUGCGGCCGUGUGUGUUUGUGUGUGUGUGCGUGUGCAUGCUUGCCUGUGUGGACCCUACCGGUAGUUACUUAUCAACCAGAAGACGGCAGUCAUCAAAUCCUCCUCAUACCGUUGAAGCAGGCCCACACCAGAUGAGGGAAGAUGUUGGCUAUGGACCAAGGCGUGGUGGAGGAAUGGCUGUCUGAAUUUAAGACCCUUCCUGAGACGGCCGUGUCCGGCUAUGCGGCCUCCCUCAAGGAGAAAGCCACGCUGGUGCCAGCACUCUACAAAGUCAUCCGCGAGAACUACAGCGACUUGUUGGAGCCGGUGUGUCAUCAGUUGUUUGAGUUCUACCGGAGCGGGGAGCCGCGGCUACAGCGCUUCACUCUGCAGUUCCUGCCCGAGCUGCUCUGGAGCUUCCUGUCAGUGGGGGCCGGCAGAGACCUGCACUGCUCCGGCUGCAUCGAGGCACUGCUGCUCGGCAUAUACAACCUGGAAAUAGUCGAUAAGGAUGGACAGAGCAAAGUGUUAACCUUCACAGUCCCCUCCCUCUCCAAACCCUCAGUGUACCACGAGCCCUCUACGAUUGGCUCUUUGGCCUUAACGGAAGGUGCAUUAGCCAAUCAUGGACUGAGUAGAGUUGUUUACAGCGGACCCUAUCUCCAGCGAGAAACGUUUACGGCACAGAACAGGUUCGAGGUGCUGACGUUCCUGUUACUUUGCUACAAUGCUGCUCUCAGCUACAUGUCUACAACUUCCCUGCAGUCCCUAUGUCAGCUCAGCUCUCGGGUCUGCAUCUGUGGGUAUCCACGGCAACAGCUGCGACGGUACAAAGGCAUCAACACGCGGAUGAUGGUGACCUCCGAGUUCCUGGUGCAGCUCAUCACCGGCAUCCAUUUUGCCCUGUACAAUGGGGAGUCCGACCAGGGCUCCAAAGCACUUGACGACGUCCUGUACAGAGCUCAGCUAGAGCUGUAUCCUGAAGCAUUGCUGGUGGGCAAUGCCAUCAAGUCGUCGAUCCAGGGGGCGGCGCUCAAGUCCAACAAGGAGGGCACGGUGCGCAGCAUCCAGGUGGAGAUCACGCCCACCGCCCCGCGCAUCUCGCGCAACGCUGUCACCAGCCUCUCCAUACGCGGACACCGCUGGAAGAGACACGAUGCCGUGGAUCUGGGCUCCCCUGAUGAUCUGAUGGAGAUUGCGGAGGAGGACGAGGGUUUUAUCCCGCGGGCAGCAACCGAAGCAGGAGGAGGCGGCGGCAGCCCCCCCACAGUGGUCAUCAGCACCACCGGUGGUGCCACCAGCCCCGCACCAACCUCGGGCAAGCCAGCGGGCAAGACCCAGCGCCGACUGCUGGGCGGCAGAUCCAAGGAGAAAGACAAGGAGAAGGAGAAGGAGAAAGAGAAAGAAAAGGAGAGAGAGAGGGAGAGAGAGAGGGAAGGGUUGAGUGCCCCCGAUCCGCGCAAGCUGGGGGUGGGCGCAGCGGGACGCGCCAUGAGCGAGAACGCCGCCGGGGAGCAGCAGCAGCUGUCGCUCAAGCGGCUGACGCUGACUUCCAGCCAAUCGGUGCCCAAGUCCACCUCCAUCUCCACGUCCCUCAACUUGUCGCGCACCGCCAGCUCCGUCUUCUCCCGCUCCUUUGAGCAGGUCAGCAAUGCUCUGGCCAUCGCUACGGGCAACCAGCCACAUCAUCAUCAUCACCAUCACCGUGCCCCGAGCCCCACCCCAAACGCCGCUAGCCACUCCCCCAACGCCAACCGCUACUCUGCCUGCAGCCUGCAGGAGGAGGGACUUGGCUACCUUGUGGGCGUUCCCGAGCAUGUGAGCCCCGCCCCUCACCACAAGCAGCCGUCCCCCAGCAUCAGCAUUAACGUGCACCUGGCCCCUGACCUGUGAAACUUCACCUUUUGAACUUUGACCUCUGGUGACCAGAGAGCCCAGCUCAUGCCCCCUUUUCUGGAUCCAUGGGAUCUAAGCACAAGGGCUGCGUUUUUCUCGAAGUAAGUCGCUAGAGUAAUUAGCAUAGCAUAACAUGUUAUGUUACGCUAAUUACGCUAGCAACUUACUCGGUUGCAAGGCAAUUUUCCAUUGGCAGCCUACUGUGUUGCUAACUAGUUAGCAGCGACGCUUUCAAGAAACGAGAUCCUGAAAAAAAUCCUAAAAAAUACAUGAAAUGGAUGCCAUGAAAUGGAUAGAGUCUUUUUCUGUUGAUGUGUGACCCAGUAUUAUUUUAAAAUCAGUGCUUAGAUCCCAUGUGGCUGGACUGGUACGGCCAUGACUUACGCUCUCUGUUGUUGAGGUCUGGUGUCUUUGCCCUGUUACCCGCCCUCUGCACUGGCCAUCGUUUUAGUGAUUACUCUAUCUCUUCUGUUGCUCAGCUUUCACAGACAGACAGAUAGACAGGCAACUGUCAAGAUGAUGUCCUUUUUUCUCCCCAGCACUCCUCCUUCUCAGCACUGCCUCCCGCACUCCACCCCACCCUGACUUUGAAGUCUGCACUUACUACCCCACCACACACACACACACACACAUUUUUUUCAUGUUUCGGUGAAGAUGACGUGGGCAGACAGAGGGGGAACGUCUCCCAUUUAAGUUUCCUCAAUGGCACCUUAAAGAAAGUUUUUAAUGUUCGAUUAUUUUGUCGAUGGGGUGUGAAUCACUAAAUAGAAUACAAAGUAUUUUUCGAAUUGAUCAUUUUCUAAAGUUACCCCCCAUACCCCCCAGUCUUUGUAACUAUUUUUUUGUUUUGUUGUGGUACAGGACUGCGAUCCAUGAUCUCUCAAUAUUGUUCCCCAUGGACUGGCAUUGUGGACUGUAUGCGCCAGCCUGUUUAAGGUGUAAUUUUUAAAGUGUCAUGUUGUCUUUAUGUAUGUUUGUAUGUAUGGAUGUAUGUGUUUGUGCGUUUGAAUCUUGCGUCUGGGUGUUUGUUUGAAAGUGUUUGUUGCCAUGGGAUAAUGUGUUGACUUGCUGCCGGUUUGUGUGACGUUUGUGAUUACGGUGACUUGCGUGUUAACUAUGACAAGGUAGCCAGCCUUCCUUUUUCUUGACCUAAGACUCAUGAAGGGGGAGGUUUGUUACUUUCUCUGUGUCGACAUCUGAAGCCACUUUUUUAGCCAUCUUUGUGGACUAUGUCUAUUGCCCUCGUGGGAUGGCUUUGCUGAACAAAAAUGACAAAAAAGACAUCUGGGUUUUUUUUGUCCCAUUCUUGAACAAACGCUUCAAGAAAAGCACAGUAGCGAUACAUGAUUGCACAGCGCAACCUUUUUUGUGAGGCAGUGGGAAAUGGGUCAAUCAGAUUUUUUUUACCCAUGUUGCACUAGGCUUACACUUAAGCUAGCACUAUGCGUACUGUACGUAUAUGUGCAUUCCCCAAUCCCAAAAUGCUCAACACGGAUGUGUGGUUGAUUUAUACGUUUUACCACUAUUGGCCCCGCCGGACGAGAGAGAAUUGAUUCGCAAGAAAUUCUACAAAUGUGUAAAACAAAGAUAAAAAAUGUAUGGUUCGUUUUGUUUAUAACGAACUGUAUUCCCACGAUGCUGAAAAGAGCAAUAUCACUGUAAUUGAUUUGUCUAAGCUGUGCGGAAAUCAGGAUAAGACAUGAUGAUGUGUUGAUUUGGUUUUUAUUGUUCUUUUUUUGUUUGUUUUUUUAAUAGCAAAUAAUGUACGAACUGUGGUAUCAGGGUUGGGGGGGUGAAGAGGAAAACCUCCACUACAGUAUUAAUAUUGAAAAUCGAAGCACAUGUUUUUUACAGAAUAACUUCAAACCAGCACGGCAAAGGGUUGUGAUAGGAGAAGAGCUGGCCAAGUUGCUCACUCCCUGAAAAGCGCUCUCUUCUGUUCUUUUCUCCAAACUUUAUUGGCACACCCCAUCUUGAAGUGAUUGUGCUCGUAUCAUGUUACUGUCUUCAAAUGAAUGGGUCGUGUGUGUGUUUGUGUGAUUGUUCUAUUAUUUAAUGACUAAAUUGGACAAGAGCACUGUGGUACUGUAUGAUUUUCUUGAAAUGGGAAAUAAAUUGCUUAAUUUGUUUUUUU
Messenger RNA from Engraulis encrasicolus (European anchovy), 4126 nucleotides. It is a transcript of the gene hycc1, whose product is annotated as hyccin PI4KA lipid kinase complex subunit 1. NCBI's taxonomy places the organism in Eukaryota, Metazoa, Chordata, Actinopteri, Clupeiformes, Engraulidae. The record is from RefSeq and is a predicted model, not a curated record. Gene Ontology annotation, biological process: protein localization to plasma membrane; phosphatidylinositol phosphate biosynthetic process. Gene Ontology annotation, cellular component: plasma membrane. The transcript has 11 exons. Bases 259 to 1989 code for a protein of 576 amino acids.